AUGGCACAGAAAAGCUCUACAGAAUACGUCUUCCAAACCUUGACCAAGGACGUCAGCGGAUGGGACAACUCGGCAGUAGCCUGGGGUAUAGGACUCAUCACUGUUACUUACCCUCUAUGUGGUUUCGAUAGUAUCAUUCACAUGUCUGAUGAAGUCAAACAAGCACGUACCCGGGUUCCACGGUCUAUCAUCUUCUCCGUCGUGGUUAACGGCCUCAUGCAACUCAUUUAUAUGAUCACUGUCUUGUUCACCAUUGGUGACGCAAAACGUGUCUCCGCUUCACCUCUGCCGAUCAUCGAGGUCUACUACCAAGCCACUGGAUCUAAAGCAGCUACGAACCUGUUCAUCUUUAUGCUAAUAUAUAUCAUCUUUGUAUCCUUUUUCAACGUCUUCGCUUCAGUCUCACGUCUCAUCUGGGCUUUCUCAAGAGACGGGGGAUUACCAUGUUCGUCUGCAUUCGCAAAGGUUCAUCCGACCUUUGGAGUGCCGGUCAACGCGCUAUAUCUCAGUGCUCUUUGUGUUUGCAUACUCGCUCUGAUCAACGUCGGUUCAAGCACGGCGUUCAACGCUAUCAUCUCUCUCACAGCAUUGGGCUUGUACCUUUCGUACUUCCUUCCUGUCUUGUUCCUUUUGUGGCAUCGAAUGUCGAGGACGGCACCAUCGCCAAUUCCAUGGGGACCAUUUAGAUUGGGCAUUGCGGGGCCAUAUAUCAACAUUGGUGCCUUGUGCUACAUCCUAUUCACCUUCAUUUGGAUGCCGCUCCCGACUGUCCUUCCUCUGGACAGGUUCAAUAUGAACUAUGCCGGACCGAUUCUUGGUGCGAUUAUCCUAGGCGCUGCGCUAGACUGGUCUUGGAAUGGAAAAAGGAGAUUUAGAGUGCCAGUCGCAAGCCAGACAGAUUCCACAUACCACUUUGAGAACUACGAAAAUGGCAAGCCGAAAUGGGCGCCUGGAAAGGACAACCAGAGAGACUACCGCGACUAUCGCAAUAGCCGCAGGGGCGAUCAUCGUCGUCCCCGAAAGGAACGGCCUGCUGAAGACGAUGCGCCGCCGCCGCCAUACCCAAUGAACCCUCCUCCCCCACCCGGCGCUGCACACUAUCCACCACCCCCGCCGGGAGCUUCAGAAUAUCCGCCUCCCCCGCCCGGUGCAUCAGACUACCCUCCCCCUCCACCUGGAGCAUCAGACUACCCCCCUCCCCCUCCGCCAGGUAUGUUGGCUCGUCAAGGCAGUUUCCCAACACCGGCUAACAGAAAGCAAGAUCCUCGUGACCACCGAGACCGCGGCGCUCGCCCACGUCGCCAUCGCAGACAGCCCUCGUACUCGUCCGACGACUCGGAAUCAGACUCCCCGCCCCCUCCGCGACGCAGUCACCGCGACGACCGCCCCCGCGACGAUCGUCCCCGUAGAUCUAGGCGCGAGGAUACCUACGACUCAUACGACGAACACUAUCCGCCUCGCAGACCCAAGGACGACGGCCGGCGUGAACGCGAUGGCUACAAGUCUGAAGGCUACAAGUCGGACCGCCGCCGCAAGGACCGCGACCCUUACUACGAUGACCGCGACCGCCGAGACAAGCCACGUGACGAUCGCAGACGCCGCGAUGACCGCUACGACGACCGCUACGACGACAUGUUCAACACCAAGCCGCGUCGCGACUCUCGCUACGACGACAGGGAUCGUGACAGGCGCGGUCGAUACGAUGACGACCGCUAUGAUGACCGCCGUAGGAGCGGUAGAGGAGACGUGGGCAAGCCAGGAAAGCCCGGACAGCCUGAGUGGCAGAGGCAGGCUAUGGGCAUGUUCAAGGACUACGCGCUGCCCAUCAUCAAGAAAGAGGGUGCCAAGUAUGUACAGAAACAGAUGGCCAAUGGCUUUGGACGGCGCUAG
Messenger RNA from Alternaria postmessia, 1890 nucleotides. RefSeq lists its product as uncharacterized. Gene Ontology annotation, cellular component: membrane. Gene Ontology annotation, biological process: transmembrane transport. The transcript has 4 exons. Gene Ontology annotation, molecular function: transmembrane transporter activity. The record is from RefSeq and is a predicted model, not a curated record. Lineage: Eukaryota; Fungi; Ascomycota; Dothideomycetes; Pleosporales; Pleosporaceae. The coding region runs from base 1 to 1890 and encodes 629 amino acids.